CUCUCUCCACUGACUCGACGAGCGAGUCGCUGAGUUACAGCGACCCCUCGAUCAGGUCGCUUCGAUCCCCACACCUAUUAUAUCACAGCCGCGCAAUCGCCGGAGAAACCCUGUCAGGGACCCAACUGCUUCGUGACUGUCAGUUCAGUUACAUUCUGCGUCGAUGGAGAACGGUUACGUGAUUGCGUUGUGAUAGCGUGGUCAGCUACUGGUGUGCGAGGAUUAUGGCAAGGUAGCGGAGCUCUUUGCUGGUUAAAUUCCAUAUGAGGUCUCCAGGUCUUGAAGGUUCUUCUGUGUGCUUGACGGAACCCUACCACCUAGGUUUAAUUCGUCUUCACGACGGGAAGGCGGGUCCAUCAGCUGCUAACCACCAGUGGCUGGCUCACCACUUGAUAGCCACCAAUUUAAUGUGGACCUCAUGACUUGGUCUCUUCGAUCGUGUUUCUGACUGAUGCUGUAGACAGCGGCUGCGACAGAGGUGUGGCAUGUAGCAGCAUUGUUCACGAAAUUUAGUCAAGCGGAAAUGAGGAUCAGGAAGCAGAGUCGAAAUGUAAUUGUGAAGAUUCCGUCCCUGGAUACAACCGUGGAGGGUUUAGUGAGAGAACCAUGGGGUAGCUACGGGGUCCAGGAAUCCUUUGACAGGGAUGGAGCGGUGGAGCCAUUUUUUAGGCAAAGUCCAUCAUCGGAUGGAACGGUCCAUGUAGGGGCGGUGUCUGAGGCUGCUAAAUCUGAACUGCUUCAAGAAGAAAUUUCCAGAAAUGUCGAUGAGGGCGAGGAGUCCAAGGUACCGGGGGAUCAACUAAGGCAGGCGCAAGAAAGAGAGCACUUGAUGCGGCAUUAUGUGAGACGAGGAAACCGAAAGGAAGGCGACGAUCCUUCUUUGGGGCCAAUUGAAUCUUUCACUGUACCUGCCGCAGCUUCAGGCAUAACUCAACUCGGGAUUAAUGAUAUAAAUGGAAUAAAGUUACGCAUAAAUUCCGGGGAGUCCACCCCUGUGCGUGCUAAGGCCGAUUUCCAAGUCAGCAAAACCGACGAAAAGCAGGAUCACCCGUCCAAUCAACCGGAAGGAUCGUUGCUGCAUACUUUGUAUCUUCAGCUUGUGGCUGCGGGUGGGGAAGGGAUCACAUUGAGGGAGCUUUUCGGCAGUUUCAAAAAGCAGACAUGUUUGCCAAGCCUCGCAAGCGACUGGAAGGAGCAAGUUAGGGCUCUCUUAAAGAGCAAUCCGCACUUUGAUGAAGUAAAGGGACGCUACCUUCUAUGCGAACAGCUUGUGCAGCCGAAGCGCAGAUCACUUCCAUUCCACAUCCCUUCCAGAAGCGCCAAUCCUAGAGCAUCUUCCAAUGGCCAUGUCCCAUCGCCACGGUCAACCUUUCAAUCGCCCGAUGCAGCUGCAGUCCAAUCUGCCCUUUCUAUGGACAAAAAUGAAGGAGUCCAAACAAGAAGAAAAGCUUACGAGAAGACGAUCGAAGCGGUACUUACGGAGUCGGCUUUGGAGUUCCAAAAGAUGCAGCAAGAUUUGGUCAAUCCGCCUCUAGUGGGUAUUACAGAGUCCAGAGCGUCCAAUAGCAUCGUAGCAGAGCCCGAAGAAUCACCGGCUACACAUACACCGUUUCCGACAUCUAACAAGAAAAGAAAGCCGUCUUCAAAUAAUGAGGAGGAUGGCAUCAGAAACAUUCGCGGUUCUUUGAAGGCGAUGCAGGCGAAGAUUUUGGCAGAGACGGGCGUGCAGAGUGGCGUUCCGUGUGCCAGGAAGGAUGAUGCGCGCAAGUGGCGGUGUCCGUUGAUGGCUAUGGAGGGGCAUACUCUCUGCGAGCAUCACAAGAGCUUACAAGAGAGGAAAAAUGCGAAAAAGCAACAUGAGAACCUAAACAGGCGUUUGGGGGAGAAAGAAUUUUUAAGAUCUGCGCAAGGCUCAUCGACUGGUGAACUAGGAUUAUACCAGGGCGAAAAGGAGGACAUUGUUACAGGGCCUGGCGGUGCUCAUGCUAUUCAAGCCCUUAUCGACCUGCGUUGUCAAGUGACUGAGAAGGAAUCUCUCAAACCAGCUUCGACUGUGGACUUGUUAAAGACCCAGGACGAUAUUGCUGCCACAAAUUUAGUCGAAGAGGAAGAGGAGCCAGAGGUAUUUAACGACGAUCUUUCCAAGGCUGCAACAAAAACUCUGAAGUUGGCAUCCGCUUUAAAUGGGACGUCAGGGAUGAGCAUGACCCCUUCACACGACGAGAAGGGAGUGCUCAGAAAAGCUCCUUAUGAACGAGCCAUUCCAGGCUCCUUGAAAGCAUUGCAAGCCAGGAUUGUUGCGGAGAGUGGCGGCCCACACAGCGGCGUGCGAUGUGCGAGGAAGGACGGCAGCGUUGACUCCGCCAGGAAGUGGCAAUGCCCGUUGAACGCCAUGCACGGCCAUACGCUAUGCGAGCAUCACAUGUUCCUGAAAGAGAGGAAGAGAGCUCGAUAUGCAGCCGCGAAAAAGAAGAGACAGCAGGGGGGAGACCCAGUUACCAGCAAAAGCAGCACCACGCAGGUCGAUGAAGUGAUGGCUUCGUCACCAGCAGGAGAUGAGAGACAUAGCACUGGGGAAGCAGAAAGAGAUUCUAUGAGAGAUCCUAAGCUCUCCAGGAGUGCGGUGACAAAUGAGAAGAAGCUACAAGAUGAUGAGUCUUCAGACACAGAUGAGGGUGUCAUUCCAAAUCCCAAGGAAGCAAAGGAAUCAAGUUCUAAGACGGAGAAGCCGCUGUUACAAGUGUUCAGAAAUGCGCCUAAAAAGAGGUAUAUUGCAGCUAAGAAAACCGCAUCAAGUUUCGUCCUUGUAAAAGAGAAACACAUUGAGAGAGAGAGCUCGUCCUUGAUACGGUCUCCCACGAUUCCUCCACUUCCUGCCACGUAUGGCAUCCGGAGAAAAGCAGUGAAGAACAGGUCUUUGUUGUCAUUGUAACAUGCGAGCCUAUCCGUAGACUAACCAUCGACAUCAUAGAGUAGAAGAUGUGCAUACAGUUAGUUUAGAAACAUACAGAAUCAUCAUCCUUAUGAAAAAUUUCAGUUCAUAUUUCUCGGUGAUGAGAGCAGUUUUGGUGAUAGGAUAUGAUAGCAGCCUAGUGAGCUCUAUGCCCUCCUCAUGAGUACAAUGUCAACCCCACGUAAUGGUGUCACACGAUUUUGGAACCUGUCUGAUUCGAUCAGCGACCAGAUACUUACUUACCCAGCUCUGAACUAUGUGCUCUCCUUCAGUCUUGUGAUUGAUUCUGCGAGAAUCGGAUCAAUUGAAACAUGAAUUUGCUAUAGAUAACAUCACCCAACUGCUGAGAAGUGAGGAUCAGUUCACGUUCGUAUUAUUUGGCUGCUGGAUCAUCCCCAGUUGUAUAGAACAUAGAAUUGCUGCAAAUAUCAGCAUCUCACAAGUUUAGUUUAGGUGUUGCUUCCUGCAGUUACUGGGUCAGGUCUUCAAUCCAUCGAACUGCUAGAACCAUGGAGUUCCUGCUAUGAGACUCCCAUUGUGGACAACGCUUCAUCAAUUAAUGAAAUUUGUUUGCAACUUCUUGUUAUUCAAGUAAA
Molecule: messenger RNA, 3549 nt
Organism: Physcomitrium patens
Lineage: Eukaryota; Viridiplantae; Streptophyta; Bryopsida; Funariales; Funariaceae
Source: RefSeq, a predicted model, not a curated record